Messenger RNA from Neospora caninum, 645 nucleotides. RefSeq lists its product as hypothetical. Gene Ontology annotation, biological process: peptidyl-arginine methylation. The coding region runs from base 1 to 645 and encodes 214 amino acids. The record is from RefSeq and is a predicted model, not a curated record. Gene Ontology annotation, molecular function: protein-arginine omega-N monomethyltransferase activity. Lineage: Eukaryota; Apicomplexa; Conoidasida; Eucoccidiorida; Sarcocystidae. The transcript is spliced from 9 exons.
AUGGCGCCCGAACUCUCUGAAAGGCGUUACCUCGUUGAAAACAUCGAGGAGGAAAUUGAAGAAUGGUGCAGUCUUGAGUACGAGCACAUCUGCCAAGUCAUCGGACCAGAGCGAGUCAUCUUCGCCAACAUUCUGGAAAGUGACAUUCCGGACGUCAGGAAAAAAUACAAUGCGAAGUUUCUCACAGCUUCGAUUGGCCAAUUGAAGGACGACUUCGCGUGGGACAAAGCCGUCUUACUAGACAUGGACGCCGAAGAAACCUUGGCACCUGAAGACGCAGAGAAGUUCCAGCUUUGUGUUUUUGGAGGCAUCCUCGGGAAUGUUCCUUCUGAUGAUCGAACAGCGGAGGUCCGGAAGCACGACCUCCAACAUUCACGAAAUCUAGGACCAGAGCAAAUGACGACGAAUACGGCAGUCUUGGUGACGAAAAUCAUCCUAGAAGAUCGGGUUCCACUUUCGGAUAUCCCAUUCGUCGACGACCCCGAAAUACCCGUGGAUGACAGGGGCUGCGAGACUGUCUCUCUUCCGUUCCGUUAUGUCGCCACGAGCUACUACACCAAAAACAGUGCUGACAGAGAGACUCCGGUUCUUCCAGAAGGCAUGCUCGAAUAUUUGCGAGAUUCAGGGGGCUUCAGUCUGGAGUAG